AGUUUGUUUCGGUGCGUGGCGGUUGCUAGGGAGACGUUGGUCAACGGCUGCUGCUGGCUGCAUCUGACGCCGGUUACUGACAGCACAGCACGGAGCGGCGACCGCAACAUGAGCUGCCGCCGCAUCAUGCAGAUUAAGGAACAGAGAAGAGCUGCUGCACAUGCCCAGUGGUAGCAGCUUCUUCUGCUAAGUUUGCCGUGUGUGUAUCCGGGUCCUCAAUCAGUGCACUGGACCAGAGAGAUCAGCUACCAUGAAGAAGAGACAGGAGCCUUAUCAUGAGAGCGGAGCGCAGGGAGAAGGCUGUGUCCGUAAAGAAGCAGUGCUGCUGCUGGCUGAAUGUAGGAGGGAAGCUGCAGCGCACAUCUCCCCUCAGGCAUUUCUACCUCUUCGGAGCUUUGAGUCAUAUUUGAUGAGUGAAGAGGAUCGAUACGUGUUCAUUGCAGAAUGGUAUGAUCCAAAUGCUGCUCUGCAGAGGCGUUACCAGCUCCUCUUCUACCCCAAGGAUGGAUCUGUGGAAAUGUUUGAUUUAAAGAACCAUCGUGUCUUCUUAAGACGAACCAAGUAUGAUGCAUUAAGGAAAGAAGACUUGUUUGUCGGAAACAAAAUAAACGUUUUUUCCCGUCAGCUUCAUCUAGUCGACUAUGGAGACCAGUACACUGCCCGCAAGGUUGGCAGUAAAAAAGAAAAAACACUGGCGAUGAUAAAACCUGAUGCCAUACUAAAAAUGGGCUCAAUUAUUGAAGCAAUUUUAGAUUCAGGAUUUUUUAUUACAAAAGCCAAGAUGGUUUUACUAUCUCGAACUGAAGCUAUGGACUUCUACAGUGAACACCAGUCAAAGUCUUUUUACAAUGACCUGGUCAGUUUUAUGUCAAGUGGUCCAAUCGUUGCAAUGGAGGUAAUUGGAGAUGAAGCUGUAUCUUCCUGGAGAAAAUUACUAGGUCCAACAAACUGUAGUGUUGCCCGAAGUGAGUCUCCAGAAAGUAUCAGAGCCAGAUUUGGCACUGAUGGAACAAAGAAUGCCGCUCAUGGUUCUGACUCUAUGGCUUCAGCUGCCCGUCCUGACAGAAUUGUUGAUGCCUCAGUUCAUACAAAUAAAGUGGAGUUAGAGUUUUUCUUUCCAUCCAGUGGAGGUCGAGGACCAAAAAACACUGCAACAUUCACCCAGUGUACUUGCUGCAUUAUUAAGCCGCAUGCCGUGUUAGAAGGCUUAACAGGGAAAAUUAUAAAUUACAUCCUGGAUGCAGGCUUUGACAUUUCUGCAAUGCAAAUGUUUACUAUGGAAAAAGCCAAUGCUGAAGAAUUCUAUGAAGUUUACAAAGGUGUUGUAGCAGAGUACCCAGAAAUGUUGGCGGAAUUAUGUUCCGGUCCUUGUAUUGCUUUGGAAGUCCGGGGAACUGAUGCUCCAAAGUCCUUCAGGGAGGUUUGUGGACCAGCAGACCCUGACAUAGCCCGCCAUCUACGGCCCAGGACCCUCCGCGCUCAAUUUGGAAAAACAAAAGUAAAAAAUGCUGUCCACUGUACUGAUCUUCCAGAAGACGCAGUGCUAGAGGUACAAUAUUUCUUCAAGAUUCUAGACAACUGAAGCCUCUCAAAAGAACACAGGAAACAAGAAUGGAUUUAUUCAUUUUAUUGUCUGAUGUUUUGACUUAGAGCACUGUACUCCUCGCAGAUAUUACAGAUGUUUAAACAAUGUGCGCACAGUAGACAUGUAAUACAUCCUAUGGGAUACUGCAUUGCAUUUUUAAAAUAAAGAUCUAUUUUUCAACA
Pseudophryne corroboree (corroboree frog) is the source of this 1767-nucleotide messenger RNA. It is a transcript of the gene NME7, whose product is annotated as NME/NM23 family member 7. The record is from RefSeq and is a predicted model, not a curated record. NCBI's taxonomy places the organism in Eukaryota, Metazoa, Chordata, Amphibia, Anura, Myobatrachidae. Gene Ontology annotation, molecular function: ATP binding; nucleoside diphosphate kinase activity. Bases 251 to 1582 code for a protein of 443 amino acids. Gene Ontology annotation, cellular component: centrosome. The transcript has 15 exons. Gene Ontology annotation, biological process: UTP biosynthetic process; GTP biosynthetic process; CTP biosynthetic process.